Botrytis cinerea B05.10 is the source of this 1726-nucleotide messenger RNA. It is a transcript of the gene Bcecm31, whose product is annotated as Bcecm31. Gene Ontology annotation, cellular component: mitochondrion. The transcript has a single exon. Lineage: Eukaryota; Fungi; Ascomycota; Leotiomycetes; Helotiales; Sclerotiniaceae. The coding region runs from base 509 to 1579 and encodes 356 amino acids. The record is from RefSeq and is a predicted model, not a curated record. Gene Ontology annotation, biological process: pantothenate biosynthetic process. Gene Ontology annotation, molecular function: 3-methyl-2-oxobutanoate hydroxymethyltransferase activity; magnesium ion binding.
GAAAGGAGGGGAAAGAAAACGCUUUUUAUAUCAAGGGUGUGAGUACACAGAAGUAGCUCAGCUUAUCCUCAUGGUAGGAUCCUCUUCGAGCCAGACCUACCUGCCUACCUACCUACCUACGUAUGAAUGAAUGAACGAUAACUCAGGUCCCCAAAGGAUCAAUAGCAUCUUGUCUCAUCUCAUCUCAUGCUGUCCAUCUCAUACAUCCAUCCAUCCAUCCAUCACCACCCUUCCCUUCCGCCCAAACUGCCGCCUCGGUUCCCCUUACAUAAUCUAGCCCCAUCCCUCGGCCCAAAGAAUCCCCAAGCGACAAGACGGACCGCAAAUAAUGAAAUAAUCUCACUGUCCACUCCAGUAUGGAAACCACAGCGCAAUAAUCAUCACGACCUCAACAAAAAAGUUUGUUAUGGACCUCCUCACUUCUAACAAUGGCUGCCCAUCAUCCAUCUUCAAAGUUUUCUAAUCAUCAGUUUCAAUCCGUGAGAAUUGUUUUCCAUCAAUUUCAACCAUGUCUUCAUCAUUCCCCAUCAUGAAGAUGAGCACGCGCAUACUAUUGAAGCAAUAUUCACGACCAGCAACUUUUGCUGCUAGACCGUUUCUUGCACAAUGUCAAACUAGGAAAAGUUCGCAUAGCCCUAUGGGCUCACAGAGUUCGAGGAAGAAGGUCACCAUGACUACAUUGAGGUCCAUGUAUAAGAAAGGGGAACCUAUUGCCGUGAUGACGGCUCAUGAUUUCCCUAGUGGUCAUGUAGCGGAUCUCGCGGGUAUGGAUAUAGUCUUGGUGGGAGAUAGUUUGGCCAUGGUAGCCUUGGGAAUGGAAGAUACUAGUGAGGUUGUCAUGGAGGAGAUGUUGAUGCAUUCUCGUUCUGUAUCUCGUGCUGCAAAAGCUGCUUUCACUGUAUGUACAUUCCUGUAUUCCAUCAAUUCAUGCACCGCCUCCUUUACUAAUGAACCAAAUUAUCAGGUUGGAGAUCUCCCUAUGGGCUCAUAUGAAAUAUCCCCCGAACAAGCUCUCGAGUCCGCUUUUCGAUUUGUGAAGGAAGGUCGAAUGCAAGGCAUUAAAUUAGAAGGGGGUGCAGAAAUGGCUCCCACCAUCAAGAAAAUCACGGCCGCAGGCAUUCCAGUCCUAGGCCAUAUAGGUCUCACACCCCAACGCCAGAAUUCCCUCGGUGGCUUCCGCGUCCAAGGUAAAACUUGUGCUGGUGCACUGAAAGUUCUCGAAGAUGCGCUCGCCGUCCAAGAAGCGGGUGCUUUCGGAAUGGUCGUUGAAGCUGUUCCACAAGAAGUCGCAAAACUCAUAACUGAGAAGUUAUCUAUCCCUACAAUCGGUAUUGGCGCAGGAAAUGGUUGCUCGGGACAAGUUUUGGUGCAAGUUGACAUGACUGGCAAUUUUCCACCUGGUCGAUUCCUCCCAAAAUUUGUAAAGAAAUAUGGUGAUGUGUGGAGCGAAAGCUUAAAAGCCAUUACGGAAUACCGCGAAGAAACGAAGUCUCGAGCCUACCCGGCCCCAGAGCAUACAUAUCCGAUUCCAGAGAAGGAGCUCGAGGAAUUUCGAAGUGCGAUUAGUAAAAUGGACUGAGGUGUUGUGGGUAAAAUAUCGAUGUUGUUAGAUUGCAAGCGUAUUCGUCCAGCUUUUAGAUUCCCAAUGUUCGUUUAGCUUUUAGAUGCCCAGUAGCAAUAUAAUUUUUUUGUUUACCAACCCAAAUAUAGUUUAUAAAGCGAUUCA